Molecule: messenger RNA, 1127 nt
Organism: Triticum urartu
Lineage: Eukaryota; Viridiplantae; Streptophyta; Magnoliopsida; Poales; Poaceae
Source: RefSeq, a predicted model, not a curated record
AAAAUCAGACCCCGCCUGAACCCUAGCUAGCGCGGCGCCCCGGGAGCAGGGAUGGUGGCGAAGAAGCCGGCCGCGUCGGCGGCAGCCGGCGCCGUUGGCCCGGAGGCGGAGGAGCGGAAGCGCCUGCGUUCGCUGGCCUUCUCCAAGGGCCUGCUGCAGCGCGGCGAGCCGGCGGCGCACCGGGCGGCGCUGCCGCCGUCCGGCGCCGUGGCGCGGUUGCAGGGGCGCGACAUCGUGCGGCCGCGGGGCCAGCGCAGGGGCCGCUUCCUCUUCUCCUUCCCCGGCCUCCUCGCGCCCGCCGCCGGCGCCGGCGGCCGCGUCGGGGAGCUCGCCGACCUCGGCACCAAGAACCCCGUCCUCUACCUCGAGUUCCCGCAGGGGAGGAUGAAGCUGCUGGGGACGCACGUGUACCCCAAGAACAAGUACCUCACGCUGCAGAUGACCAGGUCCGCCAAGGGCGUCGCCUGCGAGGACGUCUUCGAGAGCAUGAUUGUGUUUUCCGAAGCCUGGUGGGUCGGGACGAAGGAGGAGAACCACGACGAGCUCAAACUCGAGUUUCCGAAAGAGAUGCAGAAUGUAUGCAUGCUGCGGGAAGAUGUUGAUUUUAAAGGCGGGGCAGGUGCUGCCAGUGGCGAGGUAGUUACAGUAAAUAAACCCAGAAAGCAGGCCGCUGUGCCCCGCACAGCAGAGCCCCGCACACCAGAGCCCCACACACUAGAGUAUGAAUCCGAUGCUGAUUCAGAGGAUUCGGAUGUUAAGGAUGAGAUUGGCACGCAGACUACGAGUGAUACACCUGUUAGGAAAUCUGCCAGAACUGCUGGGAAAACCUUCAAGUUCGCAGAGCUCGCUGGAGGAGAUUCGGCUGAAAGUGACACUGAGAUUGAGUUUGCUGAGGACUUGGAUGAGAAGAUGGAGACUGCAGAAAUUAAGGAAGAAAUCCCAGUUGAAGACAUUACGGAAUAAAUCCCAAGUGAAGACAUUAAACCUGAAGAUUCUCCAGCAGAGUCUCUUUCUAUCAAGAAGCAACCACUUGUUCAGGCUAAUUUGUCUACCAUGUUUAAAAAAGCUGAAGAAAAAAAAGAGGCCUACAACUACAAGAAGUCCUAAAGGAUCUCCAGCUACAAAAG